Messenger RNA from Myiozetetes cayanensis, 5085 nucleotides. It is a transcript of the gene DEPDC5, whose product is annotated as DEP domain containing 5, GATOR1 subcomplex subunit. Gene Ontology annotation, cellular component: lysosomal membrane; GATOR1 complex. Gene Ontology annotation, molecular function: GTPase activator activity. Lineage: Eukaryota; Metazoa; Chordata; Aves; Passeriformes; Tyrannidae. The record is from RefSeq and is a predicted model, not a curated record. Gene Ontology annotation, biological process: intracellular signal transduction; cellular response to amino acid starvation; positive regulation of autophagy.
CCGCAGGUGGGGACACGGACCCGCAGGGGGGGACACGGACCCGCAGAUAUGCGAGAUGCCUUCAGCUGUCUCUGCUCGAAGCAGCUGAGAAGAGCUGGAGUCCAAGAUGAGAACCAACAAGGUGUACAAGCUCGUCAUACACAAGAAGGGCUUUGGAGGCAGUGAUGAUGAACUGGUGGUGAAUCCUAAAGUAUUCCUUCAGAUCAAGCUGGGAGAUGUUGUGGAAAUUGCCCAUCCCAAUGAUGAGUACAGUCCCCUGCUCCUGCAAGUGAAGUCACUGAAGGAGGAUUUGCAGAAAGAGACGAUCAGUGUGGAUCAGACAGUUGCCCAGGUGUUCCGACUGCGGCCGUACCAGGAUGUCCACGUCAAUGUUGUUGACCCCAAGGAGGUGACCUUGGACUUGGUGGAGCUGACGUUUAAGGAUCAGUAUAUCGGGCGUGGGGACAUGUGGAGACUGAAGAAGAGCUUGGUCAGCACAUGUGCAUAUGUCACCCAGAAAGUUGAAUUUGCAGGUAUCAGGGCUCAGGCAGGGGAGCUGUGGGUGAAGAGUGAGAAAGUCACCUGUGGAUACAUCAGUGAGGACACCCGGGUGGUUUUCCGCUCCACUUCUGCCAUGGUUUAUAUUUUUAUCCAGAUGAGCUGUGAAAUGUGGGAUUUUGACAUUUAUGGGGACCUGUACUUUGAGAAGGCUGUGAAUGGUUUCCUCGCUGACCUCUUCACAAAGUGGAAGGAGAAGAAUUGCAGCCAUGAAGUGACAGUGGUUCUAUUUUCUAGAACAUUUUAUGAGGCAAAAUCUAUAGAUGAGUUCCCUGAAGCACAUCGUGCAUCCAUCCGGCAGGACCACGAGGGAAGGUUUUAUGAAGACUUUUACAAGGUUGUAGUUCAGAAUGAGAGGAGAGAGGAAUGGACCUCACUGCUCGUGACCAUCAAAAAGCUUUUCAUCCAGUACCCUGUGCUGGUACGACUGGAGCAAGCAGAGGGCUUUCCUCCAGGUUACAAUUCCACCUCGGCACAAGGGAACUACCUGGAGGCCAUAAAUCUUUCAUUCAAUGUGUUUGACAAGCAUUACAUCAACCGCAACUUUGACCGCACGGGGCAGAUGUCCGUGGUGAUCACCCCCGGCGUGGGCGUCUUCGAGGUCGACCGGCUCCUCAUGAUCCUCACCAAGCAGAGGAUGAUUGACAAUGGGAUUGGGGUGGAUCUGGUGUGCAUGGGAGAGCAACCCUUGCAUGCUGUGCCACUCUUUAAGCUCCAUAACCGCUGUGGCCCCGGGGACUCCCGGAUGGGUGAUGACUACAAUAUUCCACACUGGAUAAACCACAGUUUCUACACAUCCAAGAGCCAGCUCCUGUGUAACAGCUUCACUCCACGGAUCAAGCUGGCAGGAAGGAAGCCACUGACUGAGAAAGCAAAAAAUAAUCGAGAUGCCUCUUUAGGAGCUCCCAAGGAUGCUGAGAACGCCCUGCCUAUCCAGGUGGAUUACGAUGGCUACGAUGCCCAGGUGUUCCGGCUGCCAGGCCCGUCCAGAGCCCAGCGCUGCACCACGUUCAGGUCUGUGAGGGAGAGGGAAAGUCGGACGAGGAAGAGCUCGAGCUCGUACGAUGUGUCGUGCAGCCCGUCCCUGCAGAGCCGCGCGCUGCCCCCGGAGGAGGUGCGGAGCCAGGCCUCUGACGACAGCUCCCUGGGCAAGAUCUCCAACAUCCUCAUGAUCCCGCGGCCACACCUGCACCAGUGUGAAGUCAGCAGCUCCCUGGGCUACACCAGCACCAGAGACGUCCUGGAGAACAUGCUGGAGUCUCAGCAGCGGGACUCCAGUGCCCCGGGGAGGUUCCACGUGGGCAGUGCCGAGUCCAUGCUGCACAUCCGGCGGGGGUACACCCCCCAGAGAGCCCUCAUCAACCCCUUCGCCCCCUCCCGCAUGCCCAUGAAGCUCACGUCGAACCGGCGCCGCUGGAUGCACACCUUUCCCGUGGGUCCGUCGGGAGAAGCCAUCCAGAUCCAUCACCAAACCCGGCAGAACAUGGCAGAAAUGCAGGGCAGUGGGCAGCAGGACCUGACUCAUUCCUCUGCUGAGCUCCUGGAGCUGGCUUACCAUGAGGCCACGGGCAGGCACGUCAGCUCUCGGCAGCCGGGGGACAGCGGCUCCUUCCUGAGCUUCGGCGGGACAGAGGAGUUCUCCAACGGGCUGGCUGGGAGCAACGGGGCAGGGGUGAACCUCAAAACUCAGAACAAGGAUUCCUUGGAGGAUGCUGUCUCCAGCUCUCCAGAUCCAAUGCCAGGCUUCUGUUGUACAGUUGGAGUGGACUGGAAAUCCCUCACUACUCCGGCCUGUCUCCCCCUCACCACCGAUUACUUCCCGGACCGCCAGAGCCUGCAGAACGAUUACACCGAGGGUUGCUAUGACCUGCUGCCAGAGGCUGACAUUGACAGGAGGGAUGAGGAAGGAGUGCAGAUGACAGCCCAGCAGGUGUUUGAGGAGUUUAUUUGUCAGCGCCUCAUGCAAGGCUAUCAAAUUAUUGUGCAACCCAAGCCACAGAAACCGGCCCCAGCCGUGCCACCCCCCCUGAGCAGCAGUCCCCUCUACAGCCGAGGCCUUGUAUCCAGAAAUCGAGCUGAGGAGGAAGAUCAGUACUGGCUGAGUAUGGGCCGUACUUUCCACAAAGUCACCUUGAAAGACAAAAUCAUCACUGUGACUCGGUACCUUCCAAAGUAUCCAUACGAAUCUGCUCAGAUAAACUACACCUACAGCUUGUGCCCCUCACACUCUGACUCUGAAUUUGUCUCUUGCUGGGUAGAAUUUUCCCAUGAGAGACUAGAAGAGUACAAGUGGAAUUACUUGGAUCAGUACAUCUGCUCUGCUGGCUCAGAGGAUUUCAGCCUGAUCGAGUCGCUGAAGUUCUGGCGGACGCGGUUCCUGCUGCUGCCCGCCUGCAUCAGCGCCACGAAGCGCAUCGUGGAGGGCGAGGCGCACUGCGACGUGUACGGGGACAGGCCCCGCUCCGACGAGGAGGAGUGGCAGCUCCUGGACGGAUUCAUCCGCUUCGUGGAGGGGCUGAACCGCAUCCGGCGCCGCCAUCGAUCCGACAGGAUGAUCCGGAAAGGAUCUGCCAUGAAAGGCUUGCAGAUUGCUGGUCCAAUUCCUACCCACUCUCUGGAGCAGUCUGGACCUCCCAUUGGGAAGAAAGGAACCUCAGCACUCUCAGCUCUGCUGCAGAUGGAAGCCAGUCAGAAGACCCUGGGGGAGCAGCAAGCAGCAAUGCUUUCUGGGAAGAGCUCUGGGCAGCCCUCGGAGAGCGGGAGCAUUGCCAUCACACCCACCUAUAUGGACAGCCCUCGCAAGGAUGGGGCCUUCUUUAUGGAUUUUGUUCGCAGCCCACGAACAGCUUCAGCCUUCUACUGCCAGGUCUCUAUAGAUCAGUCAGUUCCUGCAGCCUCAGAUGGCAACACAUUGAUAACCACGGGGCAGGUGCCUGACAGGGGCAGCACCCAGACCUUGGGAAGUGCCCAGAACGUUGCAGAGCCAGGGUACAGCACAGCUGGAGCUGCAGAGGGCAGCUCUCAGCAGUGUUCCACGAGUGCUCUGACUUCCUCCUCCACCUUGGUGGAGAUUCUCGAAGCCAUGAAACACCCCACCACAGGGAUCCAGCUGCUCUCGGAACAGAAGGGCCUCUCCCCGUACUGCUUCAUCAGUGCAGAAGUCGUGCACUGGCUGGUCAAUAAUGUGGAGGGUGUGCAAACCCAGGCCAUGGCCAUUGACAUAAUGCAGAAAAUGCUGGAAGAGCAGCUGAUUGUCCACGCGUCUGGAGAAGCUUUACGAACCUUUAUUUAUGGCUUUUAUUUUUACAAGAUUGUGGUGGACAAAGAACCAGACCGAGUGGGGAUGCAGCAGCCUGCCAUGUGGCACACCGCUGCUGUGGACGACUUCUCCGCCUUCCAGAGGAAGUGGUUUGAGGUGGCCUUUGUGGCAGAAGAGCUCCUGCACUCCGAGAUCCCGGCGUUCUUCCUGCCCUGGCUGCCCAGCCGCCCCGCCUCCUAUGCAAGUAGGCACAGUUCCUUUAGCCGCAGUUUCGGAGGACGGAGCCAGGCAGCUGCACUCUUAGCUGCCACGGUGCCCGAGCAGCGGACGGUGACGCUGGACGUGGAUGUGAACAACCGCACGGACCGGCUGGAGUGGUGCAGUUGUUAUUACCAUGGCAAUUUCUCCCUGAAUGCUGCCUUUGAAAUCAAGCUGCACUGGAUGGCAGUGACUGCAGCCGUGCUCUUCGAGAUGGUUCAGGGUUGGCACCGGAAAGCCACCUCCUGUGGCUUCCUGCUCGUCCCAGUCUUGGAAGGCCCCUUUGCUUUGCCCAGUUACUUGUACGGAGACCCCCUGCGGGCUCAGCUCUUCAUCCCCCUCAACGUGAGCUGCCUGCUGAAGGAGGGCAGUGAGCAUCUCUUUGAUGGCUUCGAACCAGAAACGUACUGGGACCGAAUGCACCUGCUGCAGGAGGCAAUAGCACACAGAUUUGGAUUUGUGCAAGAUAAAUACUCAGCCUCUGCAUUCAACUUCCCAGCAGAGAACAAGCCCCAGUAUAUCCAUGUCACAGGGACGGUGUUUCUGCAGCUGCCCUAUUCGAAGCGGAAGUUCUCCUGCGGGCAGCAGCGGCGCCGGCGCAACUCCACCAGCUCCACCAACCAGAACAUGUUCUGUGAGGAGCGAAUCGGCUACAACUGGGCCUACAACACCAUGCUCACCAAAACCUGGCGCUCCAGCGCCACCGGCGACGAGAAGUUCGCCGACCGCCUGCUGAAGGACUUCACCGACUUCUGCUGGAACAAGGACAGCCGGCUCGUUCUCUUCUGGACGGACUGUCUGGACAAGAUGCACGCCAGUGCUCCCUGAGAUAGGCCUGGAUCUCUUGGGGAGACAGCUAAAGCUUUACCUUGUGGCAAGGAUGUAGAAGUGAAGGAUGAGGGAAAAGAGCCUCUGUGUUGGAUUCAUCUUGAGGCUCCGAGAGGACCUGAGCGUUAUUGCUGUUGAUAUUCAACAGAAUUUGAUUAAGUGCUUGAAAAAAAGAAUCUGAGCUCUUGGCUUGCCAAUAUUUA